GCGUGGCUAGAGAGGCAUAGCCAGCGACAGCGUCUCGCAGGACAAGUGCUCUAGGUCCCACGUGUGUUGAUUGAGCUUUAAUUUGCAGAAACGCUGCUGCGGGCGCGACCGGAAGUGGCAGCAUGCUAAUUCCAUUUUCAAUGAAGAAUUGCUUCCGACUACUUUGUCAGCACAAGGUCCCAACAGCUGGCUUUAAAAGCCCACCCACACAUGGGCUCAUUUUACAGUCGAUCUCCAAUGAUGUGUAUGAAAAUCUGGCUGUAGAAGACUGGAUCCACGACCACAUACAUCUAGAAGGCAAGCCGAUUCUUUUCCUUUGGAGAAAUUCUCCUUCUGUCGUCAUCGGUAGGCAUCAGAAUCCAUGGCAGGAAUGUAACCUCCAUCUGAUGAGACAGGAAGGAAUAAAACUGGCCCGGAGGAAGAGUGGAGGAGGAACAGUAUACCACGACAUGGGUAACAUCAAUCUCACCUUCUUUACCACCAAAACCAAGUAUGACAGAAUGGAAAAUCUGAAACUAAUCGUGAGAGCUCUGAAUGCUGUCCAACCCCAGCUGGAUGUGCAGCCUACCAAAAAAUUUGACCUGUUACUUGACGGGCAGUUUAAAAUCUCAGGAACCGCAUCAAAGAUCGGCCGGACAGCGGCGUACCACCACUGCACCUUGUUAUGCAGCACCGACAGGACAGCUCUGUCUUCCUCGCUGAAGAGUCCCUACCACGGGAUAAAGAGCAACGCCACCCCCAGCAUCCCUUCCACUGUGAAAAACCUUCUGGAAAGAGAUUCCACGCUGACCUGUGACGUUCUGAUGAGUGCUGUGGCAGCAGAAUACGCGGCAUAUCAUCAAAUUGAUGACCACGUUAACCUUAUAAACCCCGCAGAUGAGACGAUGUUUCCUGGAAUAAACAGCAAAAUCAAGGAACUGCAAAGCUGGGAGUGGGUUUACGGCAGGACACCCAGGUUUACCGUGGACACCAUGUUUCAUGUGCCGCAUGGGCAGGCAUGUUUGGAAAUCCAAGUGUUCAUGGACAUAAAGAACGGACGAAUCGAAACCUGCGAUAUUAAGGCACCCGAUCACUGGCUGCCACUGGAAAUAGGUGACAAAUUAAACUCAAGUUUUAUUGGCAGCAAAUUCUGCCCCAUUGAAACCACACUGCUAACAAAUAUAUUACUGAGGACAUGUCCAGACGACCAUCACUUACAGAGUAAAUGGAACAUUCUGUGUGAAAAAAUCAGGGGAAUAAUGUGACCCCGAUAACUUUCUUUACACUGGCAGUUUCAGUGAGAAAGAAUUUUAAAUUACAAUUGAUUUUAUGUCUCUUUAAAAAAGAAAUAGGGGUGUCAGGUUCAACCUGCUUCAGUCUUGAGGUGGCCUGUUCCUAGUUUCCACUCACAAACUUUGAUUGAUAAUCUGUUAGGAGUUUUGGCCCUCGGAAAUGAGCCCUUAGGGCCCCAUCCUCUGUCAUUUCUCCUCUCAUUAAACUUCAGACAAGAAACCAUGUCCUUUUCCUUAAGGCUAACUCCCUACCUGGAUUUUGUCCUCUCCUGCUUGUACCAUUGGGGAUUUUUGUUGUUGGUUUGUUUUUGUUUUGUUUCAUUUAAAAAAAGAACAAAACAGGGGGUGUUAGGGUUUCUUUUUCUUUUUUUUCUUAUUUUUCGGAGCUGGGGACCGAACCCAGGGCCUUGCGUUUGCUAGGCAAGCACUCUGCCACUGAGCAAAUCCCCAACCCCUUAGUUAGGGUUUCUAUUGCUGUGACAAAACACCAUGACCAAUGCAACUUGGGGAGGAAAGGGUUUAUUUCGUCUUACAGUUCCACAUCACAGCCCAUCACUGAAGGAAGUCAGAGGAAUUCAGGUAAAAACUGAUGCUGUGGCCAUGGAGGGAGGCCUGCUUACUGGCUUGCUCAGGACCUCCAGCCCAGGGGUGGCGCUGCCCUUAGUGAGCUGGGCCCUCAUCAACUGUAACCCAAGAAAGUGCACCACACUCGUCCACAGUCCAGUCUAAUGGGAAUGUUUUUCUUUAUUAAGUUUCCUUCUUCCAAAAUGACUAUAGCUUGUAUCCAGUUGACAUAAAACUAGUCAGUACACGGUCUCAGCAUGCAGCCCUCACCAGGGCAGAACUUGCUACUUGGACCAGGAUGGCCUCAGACUCAGAGAUCUUUGCGUGUGUGCUUCUGACUCCUGAGUGCUGGGAUUAAAAAUGUGCUUCCCCCAUGGCCAAUGAUUUACACCUGCCCGUUCUUUUGGCUCUUUAACCAAAGUCAGUCAGUAUACCCUUUUCCCCAAACUGAGGUCCCAUUCGUCAGUUUUACUCUUCCAAGUUUUCACUCUCCAAAUUUCUUCAGAGAGUAACAUCUGUUGGCUGCUUCUUAACUCUACCACUAAUCAAUUUUGCUCCUACAAUACUGGCUAUUUAUUGUGUAUGCACUGUAUACCAAGCACUGAAAGGCACUUCACAGUAUAUGAAAUUAUCAUGGAUCUUGAAGAAUCUCCUGCAUCAAUGUGGUAUAAAGAAUGCUCCCCAAUUAUCUCUGAUUGGUUAAUAGAUAGCUGAACAGCCAGUGAUUGGGCAGAGGAGAUAGGAAGGCUUGACUACUGAUGGGGGUGGGGCGCAUGUCCAGGGAGGUCAGGAAUAAGGAGGAACUGCCAAGGGAGUUCUCCAUGAGGACAGCUACAGUAAAGCAAACCAAGGAAAGACUAAAUACAAGUAAGUUGGGGACCUGGGGGCGUGUGGCUGGGAAGUAGCUAAGAUAGCAUGGAGGGUUAGGCGUAGUAUCUGCUCAGUUAUUGUGCUUAAAGCCUGUUGA
This is a messenger RNA of Rattus rattus (black rat), 2802 nucleotides long. RefSeq names its product lipoyltransferase 1 (gene Lipt1). Bases 123 to 1244 code for a protein of 373 amino acids. NCBI's taxonomy places the organism in Eukaryota, Metazoa, Chordata, Mammalia, Rodentia, Muridae. The record is from RefSeq and is a predicted model, not a curated record. The transcript has 2 exons. Gene Ontology annotation, cellular component: cytoplasm; mitochondrion. Gene Ontology annotation, molecular function: lipoyltransferase activity. Gene Ontology annotation, biological process: protein lipoylation.